Molecule: messenger RNA, 2022 nt
Organism: Eucalyptus grandis
Lineage: Eukaryota; Viridiplantae; Streptophyta; Magnoliopsida; Myrtales; Myrtaceae
Exons: 1
Coding region: 1-2022 (673 amino acids)
Source: RefSeq, a predicted model, not a curated record
AUGGCAAAUUGGGUAACUACAUUUACGAUCGGGCUCAUCUCUCAUAACCAAAGCAAAUUGUCCUCUGGUGCACCUGAAGUAGAUAUGGCACUUCGAGCAUUUUGGACCUCAUUUCUCUUGUUACAUCUUGGCGGUCCAGACAACAUCACUGCCUUUUCUUUGGAGGAUAAUACGCUUUGGCGACGGCACCUGUUCAAUCUCACCUUCCAAGUCGGUACUGCCAUUCAUGUCUUCGUGCAGAUAAUUCCCAAUAACAAGUCGCUGGUGUUCCCAACAAUGCUGGUUUUUCUUGCCGGGGUCAUAAAAAAUGUGGAGAGGAUACUAGCACUUAAUCUCUCGAACCUCCCAAGGUUUAAGGAAUGGGUGCUCUCACAACAGGAGUCUCUUGACGAUACAGGUAACGACUCUAUUGUCGAAUUCAUUGAUCUAUUGGAUGGAUAUUCUCGCGGUGAAGAAGAUGCAAAGCUUGCCGAGAGCACUGUGGUGAAGCAUGCUUACUACUUCUUUCAAAUCUCUAAGGUUUUCCUCACAGAUCUCAUCUUCACACGUAGACAACGUCUAAUAAGCCAAGAAUAUUUCCGUGCAAUUUCUGCUAUUGAUGCUUUAAGGGUGAUAUCAGUUGAACUCCAUUUCAUUUAUGAGGUGCUCCACACAAAAGCAUUGGUAAAACGUACCAAGCGGAGCUACAUUUUCCGCUUUGUAGCCUUCACUAAUGUUGUGAUGGCUUUGGUCCUGUUCAAUCGCUUGAAGGAGCAUCAGCUCCCUAAACUUGACGUGAAAAUUACUUAUAUCCUUCUUUUCGGAGGAAUUGCUCUUGAUGUGAUAUCUGUGCUCAUGCUCGUUUUCUCUGACUGGACUGUUGCUGGAGUCAAGUGGUACAAACUAGGAUCGUACAACCUAGAUUCAUUUCUCCACAACUUGGUAUCUACCGCGUAUGACCUUUGGAAGCCUCAAUUUGCCACAUGUGAAGUAAAGCCUAACGACAAGGCUACUUAUGUGGUCUUAGAUACACCAUUAUUAUUUCGAAGGUGGUCAGAAUCCAUGUCUGCUUGCAAUCUUUUAUCUGAGAGUUUGGAGGAGAGUCCAAGAAAGAUGUAUAAGCGCGAUUGGCAUUGGGGAAACGUCGCCUUUUCUAAUAUCUGCAAUUUUGCACUUUAUACGACUGAGAAGGUUGCCUCUUGUUUCCAUCAAGCUGUUGAUACAAUCACUGGAAGCUAUGGUCCAAGGAGAAUGGAUGGGAAAAGAUUGAUGAUUGCGAACACAGAGUACGUGUCAACGAAUCCAUUUAUUAUGAGGUUAUGGAUCUUUAUCUUUAAGGAGGUGAGGAGUAAAUCCGAGGACACGGAUAGAAAUGAUCUGACGGAGGAUGAGAAUGCAAUUAAUACAAAGAAGAUAUAUGCGGCUAAAGGUGAUCUAUUUCUUAGUACUGUCCUGUCCAAGAACAAUGACCUCGAUUUUAAAUUUAGUUUGAGGGGCUUUUCUGAUUACGAGGACAGUAUUAUAACGUGGCAUAUUGCUACCGAAAUCCUGUAUAACAUAGAGAACCCCACAACCGAAAAAGAAGAAAGGGAAUUCAGCAAGAUCCUCUCUGACUACAUGUUAUAUCUUUUACUUAAUCAACCUAACUUGGUAUCCGCCGUGGCGGGCAUUGCCCAAAUUACAUUGGCGAGGACGUUGUGGGAGCUACAGGGCUACAUCACUGCUUCCACCAAGAAUGUGGAGAGCUUAUGCAAGGAAAUUUUCGAACGACCGGCCUACACUGAACCUACGAAAUCGUUACUCGAUGGGGGGAUCUUUUGGGCCCGACGUAUAGAAGAAGAGUUCAAGGAAAGGAAGUGGGAGGUGAUGAGCGGGGUGUGGGUCGAGAUGCUAUCAUAUGCAGCAACUCAUAUCAAGGGAGAGACGCAUGUGCAGGUGCUGAGCAAAGGUGGAGAGCUUCUUGCCUUUGUUUGGCUGUUGAUGAUUCAUUUCGGUUGUUUCUACAGACCUGAAUGGGGCCCAUAUUAUGGUUACAGGCAUUAG